This is a messenger RNA of Lodderomyces beijingensis, 861 nucleotides long. The record is from the annotation of a GenBank genome assembly. NCBI's taxonomy places the organism in Eukaryota, Fungi, Ascomycota, Pichiomycetes, Serinales, Debaryomycetaceae.
AUGUCAUGGAUUGGGUUAAAGAAAGCCGUCAACAGGGCAGGCACCCAGAUCAUGCUCAAGACGGGCCAGAUAGAGCAAACGGUGGACAAGGAGUUUGAGUUUGAGGAGAAGCGGUUCAAGACGAUGGAAGCAAACCUGCUUGCCUUGCAGAAAAGGCUACGAACUUACUUGGACAGCUUGAAGCUUUUGACUACUUCUCAGAUCCAUAUUGCCGAAUUGCUCAAUUCCUUUUACGGCAGCGACUCUAGUGUCCCCAAAGUGAUUGAGGACGCCAAGACUGGCAGGAGCCGUGAAGCGUUUCAAAACCUCGUGGGGGAGUAUUACAACACACUAAAGCGGUUGAACGACGAAUGUGUCAAUGAACUAGAACGCCCCUACAACCAGACUGUCUUGAACCCCAUGUCCAAAUUCAACUCCUACUACGUCGAAGUCAACGAAGCCAUCAAAAAGAGACACAAUAAGCUACUAGACUACGACGCAAUGAGGAACAAAUUGAAAAAGUUGUUGGACACUCCCCAGCUCGAAUACGCCAACUACGACGUCAAACUCAAAGAGUACAACGAAGAGCUAGCCGAGUUGGAGCACAAGUACAGCGACAUCAACAAUCAGUUGAAGGACGAACUUCCCAAGUUGAUCAACAUGCGAGUGGCCUUUUUUGACCCCAGCUUUGAAAGUUUUGUCAAGAUCCAGCUCCGCUUCUUUAAUGAAAAUUACCAACAACUCAAUGCACUACAGAGCAAACUAGACGCGCAAGCUAGAGAAGACUACAUCGAGGGAAGGUUGGAAGAGAGAAUCGAUGACGUUUUGGAUAAGAUGAGAAUGUUGGAUAUUGCGGGCAACACUAACCUCUGUACCCUGUAA